Lycium ferocissimum is the source of this 798-nucleotide messenger RNA. Its product is annotated as G-type lectin S-receptor-like serine/threonine-protein kinase At4g27290. Gene Ontology annotation, biological process: protein phosphorylation. Bases 34 to 537 code for a protein of 167 amino acids. The transcript is spliced from 3 exons. Gene Ontology annotation, molecular function: ATP binding; protein kinase activity. NCBI's taxonomy places the organism in Eukaryota, Viridiplantae, Streptophyta, Magnoliopsida, Solanales, Solanaceae. The record is from RefSeq and is a predicted model, not a curated record.
CUUAAAGCAAGCAAUGUUUUGCUAGAUACAAAUAUGAAUCCUAAGAUAUCAGACUUUGGCAUGGCUAGAAGGGUUGCGGGAAAUGAGAUGGGAGCAAAAACACGAAACAUGAUUGGGACACAUGGCUACAUGUCCCCUGAAUAUGCAGUAGAUGAGAUCUUCUCAGUAAAAUCAGACGUGUUUAGCUUUAGCGUCUCGGUGUUAGAGAUCGUGAGGUGCCAGAGAAUUAGAGGAUUUGUCCAUCAAGAUCACAAUCUUAACCUUCUCGGUCAUACAUGGAAGCUUUACAAAGAUGAUAGGUCUUUGGAACUAAUUGAUGAGCAACUAGUUGAUUCUUGCGAUAUUUCCCAAGUUUUAAGGUCAAUCCAAGUGGGUUUUUUAUGCGUGCAACAACAUCCAGAUGAUAGACAAAGCAUGUUUUCUAUGGUUCAUAUGCUGGCUAAUGAGAGUCUACUGCCAAAAGCAAAAGAACCGGGAUUUUUCACAAAACGAAAUUUAUUUGAUCAAGCAAAAUCAGGAUCGCAGACAGGAAGUUAAAAAAAUAUUCACAAUCACAUUGUUAGAUCCUCGAUAGGUGUGACAGAAUGACUAUUUUGCCUUGCGUGCACAUGAAUAGGAAGAUAUAUUAGAACUUUGGUUAUUGAGAAAUACAGUAGUACUUAAAAUAAACAUCAAGUUGAAUCUUUCUACUUGAAGAUAUAAUCUACUUAUGGAUGAAUAUUUUUAUCUAUUUCUAACGUUCUUUGAAUAUAUACUUUAGAUGUGUUACUUAUAUAACAAAAAUUCUAAAGUUGUACA